AUGCGAAAGCCAUUUAUUUCCACGUUCAUAUCAUAUCGCAAUAUUUAUUGCAUCGAAAUCAAUUUUAAAUAUUGCGGGUUUUUUUUUUUUGAUGACGGAGGACCGCCUGGUGGUAGCGGAAGCAUUGGCGGCGUACCUCACGGUGGACCACAAUCGGGUCCGCCACCUUCAUCUCAAAGUGGUCCCCCCGGGCCCAUCGUCGGUCAGUCGGGUCAAGAAAAUUUAAAUGCACUGCAAAGAACGAUUGAUUUAAUGGAAGAAAAAGGUUUGCAAGAGGAUCCAAGGUAUUCGCAAUUGUUAGUGUUGAGAGCCAAACAGGGAAACAUGGAUCCUUCCAGAAUGGGAUUCGGCGGAAAUAGUUCGAGCGGAAUUAAUCAACCCUGUGAAGGUCAAACGAAAAAUCAUCUCACUCCGAGUCAAAUGUUACAACUCAGAGGUCAAAUCAUGGCAUAUAGAAUGUUGGCUAGGAAUCAACCACUGAGUCAACAAGUCGCACUGGCAGUUCAAGGAAAAGUUCCCGCAGGUAACCAACCGAACGCUCCCGGUUUUCCACCGAGUCAACAACCUAUGGAGGCUCCACAAUCGGCUUCCGUGAGACCUACAGGACAACCAGAUUCCGGUGGGAGGAGUGAUAUUAGUUCUCCCCCACCAUCGACAGGACCACCUGGUCAAUCGCAUCCUCAACCAUCUAGACCGCCACCGACGUCAACACCACCGAGCUCAUCUUCGAGCUCUAAUAAACCACCGGUGACACAGAAUUCUAUACCUCCAGCUUCAUUCAACGGUAUCGUUUCACCUCAACACGGAUCUCUUCCUCCCACGACCUCCGUGCGACCUGGAACGACGACGGCCGUACCUCAACCCGGUCAAACGCCGGCCAAACAAAAUCGAGUCACUGCAAUACCUAAACCCACGGGAUUAGAUCCUCUCACAAUUCUUCAAGAAAGAGAAAACAGGAAAGCAGCUCGGAUCGCAAUGAGAAUCGACGUACUUAACAAUUUACCAACUUCGAUGGCGGAAGAUUUAAAACUUCGAGCCGAAAUCGAAUUGAGAUCGUUGAGACUUUUAAAUUUUCAAAGGCAGUUAAAAAGCGAAAUUAUAGCUUGUACGCGUCGCGAUACCACGUUAGAAACGGCCGUCAAUGUAAAAGCAUACAAACGAACCAAACGUCAAGGUUUGAGAGAAGCAAGAGCAACUGAAAAACUUGAAAAACAGCAAAAAUUAGAAGCGGAACGGAAACGACGUCAAAAACAUCAGGAAUAUUUGGCUGCCGUGCUGCAACAUUCGAAAGAUUUCAAAGAGCAUCACCGUAAUAAUUUGGCCAAAGUGGCUAGGUUAAACAAAGCCGUAUUGAAUUAUCAUGCGAACGCGGAAAAAGAGCAGAAGAAAGAACAGGAAAGAAUCGAAAAAGAACGUAUGAGACGUUUAAUGGCCGAAGACGAAGAAGGUUACAGAAAAUUAAUCGAUCAGAAAAAAGAUAAACGUUUGGCUUUUCUUCUCUCUCAAACCGAUGAAUACAUUAGCAAUCUUACAGAAAUGGUUAAACAACAUAAAGCAGAACAAAAAAGAAAACAACACGAAGAGCAGAAGAAGAAAAAAAAAAAAAGACGAAAGAAAGUGGAAGGAGAAGAUGGGAUGGACGUUGACGAAUCGUCUCAGAAUACGGAUCUUCACGUGACGGUCGUGGAAACAGCCACGGGUAAAACAUUGUCCGGAGACGAAGCGCCACUCGCGAGCGAAGUCGAAUCGUGGUUGGACAGUCAUCCGGGAUGGGAACUGAUGGAAGAAGAUACGGAGGAUGACGAUGACGAAAACGACGACGAAGACGAAGAAGACACGUCGAAACAAAAUAGUUCUUCCAAACAAAACGAUGAUGUCGAUGCCAAAGCCGUUAUUAACAAAGCCAAAGUCGAAGACGACGAGUACAAAACGGAUGAACAAACGUACUACAGCAUUGCUCACACUAUCAAUGAGGUUGUCGUUGAACAAGCGUCCAUUAUGGUCAAUGGUAAACUCAAAGAAUACCAGAUAAAAGGUUUAGAAUGGCUCGUGUCGCUUUUUAAUAAUAAUUUAAAUGGGAUUUUGGCGGACGAAAUGGGUUUGGGAAAAACAAUACAAACGAUCGGUUUGCUCACGUAUUUGAUGGAAAAGAAAAGAGUUAUGGGACCCUUUUUGAUAAUCGUUCCUUUAUCAACAUUGUCGAAUUGGGUUUUGGAAUUUGAAAAAUGGGCGCCAUCGGUCGUCGUCGUCGCAUAUAAAGGAAGUCCUCAUUUGCGUCGAUCCAUUCAAAAUCAAAUGAGAUCGACAAAGUUCAACGUUUUGUUAACGACGUACGAAUACGUCAUAAAAGACAAAGGAGUGUUGGCAAAGCUCCAUUGGAGAUUCAUGAUCAUCGACGAAGGGCACAGAAUGAAAAAUCAUCAUUGUAAAUUGACUCAAGUACUCAACACUCAUUACAUAGCUCCUCACAGGUUGUUACUAACGGGUACUCCUCUUCAAAACAAACUUCCGGAAUUAUGGGCUUUAUUGAACUUUUUACUUCCCUCCAUUUUCAAAUCCGUGAGCACUUUUGAACAAUGGUUUAACGCUCCAUUUGCAACGACCGGAGAAAAAGUAGAAUUAAACGAAGAAGAAACGAUUUUGAUAAUUCGUCGUUUGCACAAAGUUUUAAGACCGUUUUUAUUGAGAAGAUUGAAAAAAGAAGUCGAGUCGCAGCUACCCGACAAAGUAGAAUACAUAAUUAAAUGUGAUAUGUCGGGACUUCAAAGAGUUCUUUACAGGCACAUGCAAAGCAAAGGAGUCCUUCUCACGGACGGUUCGGAAAAAGGAAACAAAGGAAAAGGCGGAGCGAAAGCUUUGAUGAACACGAUUGUUCAGUUGAGAAAACUUUGCAAUCAUCCAUUCAUGUUUCAACAAAUAGAAGAAAAAUAUUGUGAUCACGUGGGUGCGGCUGCCGGAGUUAUUUCCGGACCUGAUUUGUAUAGAGCUUCCGGUAAAUUUGAAUUGUUGGAUAGAAUUUUACCCAAGUUGAAAGCGACCAAUCACAGAGUUUUACUUUUUUGCCAAAUGACUCAACUCAUGACAAUAAUGGAAGAUUAUUUGACUUGGAGAAAUUUUAAUUAUCUUCGUUUGGACGGUACGACGAAAUCGGAGGAUCGUGGAGAACUUUUGAGAAAAUUCAAUAGUAAAGAUUCCGAAUAUUUUUUAUUUUUGCUCAGUACGAGAGCCGGAGGACUCGGUCUUAAUCUUCAAGCAGCCGACACCGUAAUAAUAUUCGAUUCUGAUUGGAAUCCUCAUCAGGAUUUGCAAGCUCAAGACAGAGCUCAUCGUAUCGGACAACAAAACGAGGUACGCGUUUUGAGACUGAUGACGGUGAAUUCGGUCGAAGAAAGAAUAUUGGCUGCUGCCAGGUACAAGCUCAACAUGGAUGAAAAAGUCAUACAAGCGGGAAUGUUCGAUCAAAAAUCGACGGGUAGCGAACGACAACAAUUUCUACAAACGAUUCUUCAUCAGGACGAUGCGGACGACGAGGAAGAAAACGAAGUACCCGAUGACGAAACGGUCAAUCAAAUGAUUGCUAGGAACGAAGUCGAAUUCGAUUUGUUUCAAAAGAUGGAUUUGGAAAGGAGACGAGAGGAUGCCAAAUUGGGAACGGCGAGGAAAAGCAGGCUCAUUGAAGAAUCCGAACUUCCUGAUUGGCUGGUGAAAGAAGAUGACGAAGUUGACGUUUUAGCUUACGAAGAAGAAGAAGAGAAAAUAUUGGAAAGAGGUUCGAGAAAAAGGAAAGAAGUCGAUUACACGGAUAGUCUAACGGAAAAAGAAUGGCUCAAGGCAAUCGACGAAGAGGGCGCUUUCGACGACGACGAAGACGAAGAAGAAGAAGAAAAAAAAUCAAAAAAGAAAAGAGGUAAAAGAAAACGAAGAGGAGAAGAUGACGACGAUGACGUCAUACCGUCAUCCUCUUCGAAAAAGCGUAAAAAUCUUUCUCACAUUGAUUCGAAAAUGAAAAAACAAAUGAAAAGUUUAAUGAACAUCGUCGUCAAAUACGCCGACAGCGAUGGAAGAAUUCUCAGCGAACCUUUCAUGAAAUUACCAUCUAAAAAUAAAUUACCGGAUUAUUACGACAUAAUAAAAAAACCUUUGGAUAUAAAGAAAAUAUUUAACAGGAUAGAAGAUGGAAAAUAUUCGGAUUUUGACGAUUUGGAAAAGGAUUUCACUCAAAUGUGUAAAAAUGCUCAAAUAUACAACGAAGAAGCUUCUCUCAUACACGAAGAUUCGAUCGUACUUCAAUCCGUGUUUACGAACGCGAGACAAAGAUUGGAACAGGAUGCGGAAACGGAUGAGGAUAAAGACGGAGGAGACGAGGAUGGAAAUUCCGAAUCGGAAUCCGUUAGAAUGAAAAUAAAAAUAAAAAGUGGAAAAGGAGGAAGAGGAGGAGAGGGAAGAGGAAGCACGAGAAGGAGGAAAACUCAACCAAAGUACACGAAUAGCGAUGACGAAGAUGAAGAUGAUUGA
Molecule: messenger RNA, 4515 nt
Organism: Pediculus humanus corporis (human body louse)
Lineage: Eukaryota; Metazoa; Arthropoda; Insecta; Psocodea; Pediculidae
Product: Homeotic gene regulator, putative
Exons: 24
Coding region: 1-4515 (1504 amino acids)
Biological process (GO): positive regulation of transcription by RNA polymerase II
Cellular component (GO): nucleus
Molecular function (GO): ATP binding; histone binding; DNA binding
Source: RefSeq, a predicted model, not a curated record